This is a messenger RNA of Trichobilharzia regenti, 231 nucleotides long. NCBI's taxonomy places the organism in Eukaryota, Metazoa, Platyhelminthes, Trematoda, Strigeidida, Schistosomatidae. The record is from the annotation of a GenBank genome assembly.
AUGCCUUUCACACCGGCUAAAGUAGAGAAAUGUGUACGCUGUGAUAAAUCUGUUUACGCCGCUGAACGAAUGGAAGCUGGUGGUAAUAUUUGGCAUAAACGUUGUUUUUGCUGUUCAAAAUGUGAUAUGUUACUGAAUUUGAAUAAUUAUAAUCAAAGUGACCGAGUGCUGUAUUGUAAAAAGCACUUCCAAGAAGAAGUUUUGGCGAAGAAUACUCAAACUCCAAUAUAA